This is a messenger RNA of Humulus lupulus (European hop), 1754 nucleotides long. Its product is annotated as putative F-box/FBD/LRR-repeat protein At4g13965. NCBI's taxonomy places the organism in Eukaryota, Viridiplantae, Streptophyta, Magnoliopsida, Rosales, Cannabaceae. The transcript is spliced from 3 exons. The coding region runs from base 1 to 1311 and encodes 436 amino acids. The record is from RefSeq and is a predicted model, not a curated record. Gene Ontology annotation, molecular function: protein binding.
AUGGCUGAUGAAGAUAGAAUCUCGAAACUACCUGAUACAGUAAUCGUACACAUUUUGUCCUUUCUGCCCACUGUGGAUGUUGUUCGGACAUGCAUCCUUUCAAGGCGUUGGAAGUUCAUGUGGUUUUCAGUUCCCACUCUCUCUUUCUCUGAUACUAGUGCUGAUUUUCAAUCGCCAGACGGCCUAGAAAAGUUCUACAAAUAUGUGGAUGAUUGUCUCGAACACCGAAGGAGAAUUAUGUAUUAUUUCGUCGAUUCAAAUAAAGUGAAGGAAAUAAAUCUUUGCUUGAGUUUUAGCUGCGAAGAUGGUGUUAAUUACUAUUGGUUACCUGAAACAGUAGUCAACGCAAGAGGUUUGACUAUUUUGGAGUUGGAAGGGUUAGAUUUGGAUGCUACCUAUUCAAUUGGACUUCCAGCAUUGAAAACUCUGUCGAUGAAAAACUUUUUCUUUCUAAGUAUCGGAAAGGUUGAUUUGGUAUCUAAGUUUUUGUUGGGUUGUCCUUCCCUUGAGAAAUUGAUGUUAGAUUUGGGUGGUAACAUGGGUAGUAUUGGUGAUCUCCGUUUACAAAGUUCAAGCCUCAAGUUCAUUAAAAUUGAAAAUGAUGGAAGUGCAUAUGCAGUACCUUUUCAAGUUGAAGCCAUAAAUCUCGAGUCUUUGGUACUAAAUGGACCUAUUUUUGAAAUCUCAAAUCUUUCUACAUGCAAGGCAAUUAGAAAUCUCUCACUAACUUUUAAUAGUAGUAUUACUAUUAAAGACCCGUCAUCACUAGAGUAUCUCAUUUCAAAUCUUCCUCUCCUUGAGGAUUUGACUUUGGAGAACUGCUAUGAAUUGAAGUUGGAGCACAUUAAGAUCUUGAAUCAACAAUUGAAAAGUUUCCAUUUGAAGAAUAAGGAUGCUAAAUAUGAUCAUGGAAUGAACAUUAUAAUUGAAUCAGCUCCAAAAUUAACAACCUUUUGUUAUGAAGGUAAUGUCAACCUCAGCAUAUCAACGAAGUCCUCUAAUUUAUUGAAUGGAAAAUUCGUGAUUUCUAAUCUGCAUGAGAACUAUGACCCAAAUUGGUUUACGAGUAUGAUGAUUUUUCUUCUAAAUCUCAAUUGCUCUUGGAAUAUUGUAACUCUGCAUGUGCACUCAGAUAAGGAUCUCAUUUUGUCAGAAAAUUUUAAAAAGAUAUGUCGUUCUCCCUUGCUUAAUUGGAAGCAUCUCAGAGUUAUUACUGAUAAACCAGAGAGAGAAUCAAACCUGAAGGAUUCUUUGAUGUGGAUUUCACCCUCUCUAGAAACAUUAUCUAUUAAUGGAAAGGUCAUACUUUAGUUGUUACUGCUGAUUAUGAGCAGGAAUGAUGAUGUUUCAUUUGUUUUCUUUCCUAAUUGCUACUUUCGAUCUUUUGAGAUUGUAUUUACUUUAUCACUAACUUAGUAUGAAUGAGUUUUGACUACUUUGCAUAAGAAUGUGAUAUUUUUCCUUUCUUGCAUAUUUGUUUCUAAAUAGAAUACUAUUAUUAAUAUUAUAGAUUUAUUUUUCUAUCUUCUUGCAAUUUUUACAAAUUUACAAAUAACUUGACCUCACACUGGUAGAAUUGUUAAUGAGGUAUAUAGUUUAGCUGAACUCAUCUAAUUUGAUAAAUGGAAACUUUAAACUUAAUGCGCAACCUAGGUCAGGUCUGCAUAUUUUCUCACAUAAGGUAAUGCCAAUUAGUUAUCUUAUUAUAUAAUGGGUUACUUCAAUUUGAUAUCACUAAUUUACAUCUAAAACAA